Messenger RNA from Trypanosoma theileri, 1395 nucleotides. RefSeq lists its product as uncharacterized. The record is from RefSeq and is a predicted model, not a curated record. The coding region runs from base 1 to 1395 and encodes 464 amino acids. The transcript has a single exon. Lineage: Eukaryota; Euglenozoa; Kinetoplastea; Trypanosomatida; Trypanosomatidae.
AUGGGCUCUUGCUGCUGUAGGGAGUCGUCCGUUGAGAACAGUAGUCUCUCUGGUAUAUCAGAAAAAGAUGGAGAUAGUAAUAAAUGUCCCUUAAUCUAUGGACCAUCACAUGUAGAAGGGGAAGAAGAAGAAGACGAUCAACAAAAACAAAAACAACAAAAUGAAAAACAAGGAGACGAACAACAUCAAAAACAACAAUCAUUAUCAUCAUCAUCAGGGGAUCCGCAUCAUUCAACACUUGAACAGCAGAAACCCACAAUUGCUAAAAUAGCAACUCCUCCAUUACCCUCCGCCUUAUCGCCCAUACACUCCAUGCGGAUCAAAGUCUACACCUCUAACGUUGCCCCCCCGUUCUCCGCCAGCUUCGAUCGCGAUCUCUCCGACACGAUUGUCUGCUCCUCCACCACAAUAGAGAACUCCUCCGCAGAUCCCGCCAUGUUUCACCGCCGAGUGGAGACCGCCGCCUCCUCAACGUGGCCGGAAGUGAGUAUGCCCACCGUGAGUGUGCGAUACGAUCAUCACCGCACGGUGUCUGGCACCACUGAUAGUGAAGUGGAUUACUCCCCGGUGGAGCGGAGUACAUCCACACUGUAUGAGCGGCGGUUGUCGUUUAAUCAACGUGAACGAGAACGGGCAUUAAUGCGGGAGGUUUCAUCUGUAGAGAGUGAAAAGCGUUAUGCUAUUGUAGAGUUUUUUAAUAAAGCCUGGCGUACCAUUGCCCUUCGGCAUUACAGAGGUAUUUGGGCUCUUACAAGACGUCAGAUGGUGGUGAGUUAUUUGGGGGAACGGUAUGGAUUACUUAUGUGUUCUCUAGAGAUGCAGGAGUCUAUACAUCGUCGACUGAUAGAAUGUGAGUGGCAAACACUACUCCUUAGUAAAAUGCAGAAACUACGCUUUGAUCGACAAAGGCACAACUAUUAUGAACUUGCAGCUACAACUCCUAGUGUAGAUACUUAUACUAGUACUAAUACUAGUAUUGGUAUGCCGGCGGCGGCGGCCUCUCCUGCUGCUUCUCCUAUUGACGAGGAAUUGCCUGGAGCCGCCAGUGUUCCAUUAGGACGUUGUGUUUCUGCCCCAAGUGUUUAUUGGCGAAAGAGCCAUCAUCAACAUAGUCGUAAUCAUGAACAACAACAUCAUCAACAGCGACAUUUAACGUUGUUGCACCCCUUACCAUUAUCCCCUGCGGUUUCACCUUCACAUUCACCAUCACCACCACGACGGCGGCUGUAUAAAAGCUACGGGGGAUCUAGUAAAAGAUUAUUACCAACGUCAGUGCAGGAAAUUAUUUACAAAGAGUCAUCUGAACGUCUGGGGUUAGAAAGGGAAGAGAAGCAUGAACGUCAGGAAUAUCAAUUAGGGUAUGAAGAGGUCAUGUCUUACUAUAGUGUAGUAUAG